This is a messenger RNA of Racocetra persica, 171 nucleotides long. Lineage: Eukaryota; Fungi; Glomeromycota; Glomeromycetes; Diversisporales; Gigasporaceae. The record is from the annotation of a GenBank genome assembly.
AUCUUAAAGGAAGAGUUUUUAAUUCCGGCUCAAAUUACUCCCCAGCAAUUAGCCCAUGACCUUAAUAUUUCGAAAAAAGAAACUAAGGAAAUUAUUGCCACUAAGAGAGACCUGACCAAGGAUAUUGCUACUCGCUUAGCCUUAUAUUUUCAUACCACCCCAACUUUUUGA